AUGCCACGAAACGUAUUGCCAAACAAUUUUUUAAACCAAUUUAAAUCUAGAUUCUUAGAACAUGGUUAUCAACCGUUAGAUAAUAGUGAAUAUGAAGAAUUUAUUUCUUCAUUAUCUUCUUCUGACAAUUCUCGAAGAACAUCCUAUGAUAGUGACAUAUCAUCAUCAUCAUCAUCAGAACAAUAUCAAGAUACAAAUGAACUUAGUGAUAGAUCAGAAAACGAACAACAAAUUCAUUAUGGUUCAGCAAAACGAGUUAUAUCUCAAAAUUCUCAAGAAAAAUUCGAAAUUUUUUAUGAAAUUCACAAUGGUUUUACAUCAGAUCAAGUAUUAAUUAUUGAAAAUGCUUUACAAAUUGUUGCUGAUAGAUUAUUUAAACCAGAAAUUUUACGAAAUCUAUAUGAAAUUUGCGGUAAAUCUGAUUGUUUCUUAACACAAGAAGUUUUGUCACAAUCAAACUUAAUACAAAGUUCAAUUUAUUUCAAUAAAUAUUUAUUAUUACAUUAUCAAUUAAUGUGUCUCAAAGUUCAAAGUGAAAAUGGUGAGAUGCCAAUCAUAAAUAUUUAUCCAAGCCAUGAAAAAAAUCAAAAUGAAAAUAACAAUUCUCUUCCGUGUAUUUUUUGUAUUUCUCAUGGAUCAUCAUUUUUAAUUGAUGGUGAAUUCGAAAUUGAAUUAAAUCAAGAUAAACUUAAUGGAUCUGUUAAAAACGAUUCAAAUGCAUUAUUUUGGGCUGGAGAAAUUGUUUAUGAAAUGCUUCGAAAUUUAGGUCAUCAAUCCAAUAAAAUUUGUUACACAAAUCGAUCGCAAAUUAAUGUUUUUAAACAAUGUUUUUUACAUAAUGGAAAUUAUAUUCCUAUGAAAAAAAAAUGA
Rotaria sp. Silwood2 is the source of this 870-nucleotide messenger RNA. The record is from the annotation of a GenBank genome assembly. NCBI's taxonomy places the organism in Eukaryota, Metazoa, Rotifera, Eurotatoria, Philodinida, Philodinidae.